GCGUCACAUUCUUCCACAUGGCCCACCAAGAGCAGUAUUUCAAGCACAAGGAUGGUGAAUACGUCCCUGCGUCCAAACCUAAAAAUCACCCUCAAAAAUUGGGAGAUAUUGUUGUCCAAAUGAUAAAAGUGAUAGUGAUGUUUGUUCCCACAUUAGUUUUAGAGUGGUACAAGUUACUGUUCGGCAAGAAAAAAUCUAUCAAGGGACAGAUCGCAUUGGUGACCGGUGGCGGAAAUGGGCUCGGAAAAGCGCUGUGUCUUCGAUUGGCCAGAGAAGGUUGUAAGGUCGCGGUCGCGGAUAUCGAUUUAAUCGGUGCUCAGCGAACGGCGGCAGAAAUUCGUGAACUUGGGCUCAAAUCGGCAGCGUUCAAGGUUGACGUUGGAGAUCAACGGUCCAUUGAGCAGCUAAAGAUUGAGGUGGAAGCAGCGUUAGGCCCGGUGGAUAUUUUGGUGAACAACGCCGGACUGCUGGCUAUGCUGUCACUGUCGGAAGGAACUACACAGGAUGUUCAACGAAUCGUUGAUGUGAACUUUACUUCGCACAUUUGGGCGAUCCGUGCCUUCAAGGAUGGUAUGAUGGAACGCCGCCGGGGACAUAUCGUCGCAGUUUCAUCUACGUUCGGCAUAGUUCCAUUCGGUCGGACAGUAUGCUACAGCGCUACAAAAUUCGGAGUUCGUGGCCUCAUGGAAGGUCUCAACGAAGAGUUCUACAUGAACGGUUACGCCAACGAUAUAUUCGUCACCUGUGUAUACCCAGGAUUUGUGGCUACCAGGAAGGAGUUUAUGGAGUAUCUCGUACAGCUUGGAUGUCGGGUGCCGAUUCACACACCGGAUGAGGUAGCAGAUGUUGCAAUUGAAGCCGUUUUACGAAACCGAUGCGAAGUCAUUACUUCGCCCCUGUACAUGCAGAUCAUGAUCAAGCUCUAUGCGCUGAUGCCGAACACGGUGACUCGGUUGCUGGUUGGAAUGUUUAUCGACAAGGUGCCACAGUUGACGGUUAGGAAGGAGGGCUGAUGUCGACUGAAAUAGGCACGCUCCGUUACAGAUCAGUUUUUUUUUCAAAGAAAAUUUAAAAAUUGCCAGAAAACGGCUUGUGGUUAGUGGUUACAAGUUACAAGUGGUUACAAUUCCUAAAUAUGAAAUUUAAAAAAUAACUGAAAACUUCCAUAACCAAAAAUGGAAAUUGUUCAAAAAUAAUGAAGCAUUAGUACCGAAAUUGCAGAGGAAAAAAUAGUAAAUAAGUCAAAAUGAGCAAUCAAUAAUUUCAAAAUUUUCCACAAACUUCUUUCCUUAGAAAAAUGUUUAUGUACAAUGUGCUCUAUAUUCUAGCCUUUUCAUAAUUUCUUAUAGAAUUUUUACCAUACAUUUUAAUUUUCAUGUGUAUUUCCGACACGAAUGCACCCUUCUGGUGUAACGUGUCGUAAAUACACAAACAAACAAACAAACAAUUUUCAUGUGAAACACUAUUUAUCUUGAGAAUUCUUUAUUGUUGCUUGACUUAAUUUAUCGUGAAAAUUAGAAUUUUUCUAUGAAAAAUUGCUAUCUUUUGACGAUUUUUUUUAAAUAUAAAUUUGACCAUGCAAAAUUACUUGCUUUUUCGUACAUGGAAAAUUAUGUUAUGACAAAAACAUUUAGUAAUUGUUUUAGCCUUAUUUUCUGACAAAUUUUUGAUUUACUAUAGAAAAUUGACAAACCCUUCAUUUUGUUUUAAUUUACAGAACGAAUGCAAUCUAGCAUUAGAUGUUUUUUUAUAAACGAACAAUUAUUUAAUAGGCCCAAUACAGUCACCUCUUUUCAUCUCGAUAUUGAACGGAUCAUCGAGAUAAGAAGAGAACGAGGAAUGGAAGGAAAAUUGAAAUGACUACUAGAUCGAGAAAAGCUCGUUGCUAUGAAAAACGACAACAAAUGUCAAAUCUUGUUUUUUAUGUGUUUGCUAUCUAGGAUAGGAUGUGAUAAUUGAAUUGCGACUGCCUUGUUGUUUCCUCAGUCGAUUGCUUCGACGAGGUGGUGGCCAGUGCUUCCGAUUUUUUUUUUUGGCGAAAUCCGCCAAAUAAUACUUGUAAAAAAAUAAUCUUUUCUCGUUCAUUUCUUUCAUUAUUCGUAAUAAAAGAUGUUACGUACUAUGAAAAAAAAAAGUUUUUACAUGGAAUUAUAUGAGUUUUACAGUGAAAUGGGUAAAAAGUUGGUUAAUAAUGCUUCUAAUCGAGAGUUUUAAAUAAGCAUAACCCUUGAGAAUCAUACAUGCAUCAUUUGCAGUCGGCCACGGCAACACGGCCAAGUUAACAACAAACUACCCUUUUGAAAAUGUGAUACCACCGAUCGAAGUAAUCGAUUUGUAACCGUUCGUCAAAGCUCUGAAUGAAUUGCCGCAAACUCAGUGACUUAUGCGCCACUCUCAACGUUGAGAGACCACUGGUCGUGUUAUAAUAAGUUGCCCGACUUAGCUUUAGGAAGCAUGAGCGCAAUCUAAAAGGGGUUUUAGAACGGUUCCAAAGCUAGACAACGAAAAUUCAGAGGUGAAGUUUCCUGAGGUGAACGCACCGAAGCAGUAAAGUGAACGUAGGCAAAACGUACUCUAUCUGUAGCGCAAGAAACGAAAACUCAGCACA
Molecule: messenger RNA, 2608 nt
Organism: Armigeres subalbatus
Lineage: Eukaryota; Metazoa; Arthropoda; Insecta; Diptera; Culicidae
Exons: 5
Coding region: 18-1013 (331 amino acids)
Molecular function (GO): oxidoreductase activity, acting on the CH-OH group of donors, NAD or NADP as acceptor
Source: RefSeq, a predicted model, not a curated record